Dictyostelium discoideum AX4 is the source of this 1593-nucleotide messenger RNA. RefSeq lists its product as hypothetical. NCBI's taxonomy places the organism in Eukaryota, Evosea, Eumycetozoa, Dictyosteliales, Dictyosteliaceae. The record is from RefSeq and is a predicted model, not a curated record. The coding region runs from base 1 to 1593 and encodes 530 amino acids. Gene Ontology annotation, cellular component: clathrin adaptor complex; SNARE complex; cytosol. The transcript has 3 exons. Gene Ontology annotation, biological process: intracellular protein transport; vesicle-mediated transport.
AUGUUUUCUCAAUUCUUUAUUUUGAACAAUAAAGGUGAAACUAUUAUUUUUAAAGAUUAUCGAUUUGAUAUUUCUAAAGAUAGUAAUGAAAUAUUUUUUAAACAUGUUCAAUCAAUGAAAUCUGAAAUUACACCAGCAUUUAAUAUUGAUGGUAUAAAUUAUUUAUAUAUUAAAAAAAGAGAAAUGUAUUUUGUUUUCACAACAAGAUUAUUAGUAUCACCAUCAUUAGGAUUUGAAUUAUUAAAUAGAGCAUCAAAGAUUAUUCAAGAUUAUACAGCAUCAUUAACAGAGGAAGCUAUUAGAUUGAAUUUUAUAUUAAUUUAUGAAUUAUUGGAUGAAUUGAUGGAUUAUGGUGUACCACAAUCAACAGGUACAGAAACAUUGAAAGCAUUUGUAUUUACACCACCAAAACAAAUUAAAAGUAAACAAUUAGAAUCCGAUUCAAUCAUUGAUAACUUUUUAAAAGCAACAAAUAAAAUAUCAGUACCACCAAAACAAGGUGUAAAACCAAUUCAUUCAGGUAGUAAAAACAGUAGUAGUGGUGGUAGUAGUUUAUCAACCAAUACAGUUUCAAAAGUUGUAAAUAAUAUUGUUGAUAGUAUAAGUGGUGCAGCAACCAAUUUACAUAAUUCAACCAGUGGUGGUGGUAGUGGUAGUGGUGUCACAGAUGCAGAUGGUGAUAAUGAAAUUUAUAUUGAUUUAUGCGAGAGAUUAACAGUAUUAUAUUCAUCUAAUGGUACAAUAUUAAGAAAUGAAAUUACAGGUAAAAUACAAAUGAAAAGUUAUUUAAGGGGUAACCCAGCAUUAUCGUUAGGGUUAAGUCCAGAAUUUACUUUUAAAACAAUUGCAAAUAGAGAUGAAUCAAACGAAAAUGAAAUAGAUAAUAAUAAUAUUGGUGGUGUUAGUAAUUUAUCAGCACCAAGUAGUAAUACGACAUCAUUUAUAGUUGAUGAUUGUAGUUUUCAUGAAUGCGCAGGAUCAGGAUUUCAACCUAAUAAUACCAUCAAUUUUAAACCACCACAAGGUGAUUUCACUUUAUUGAAAUAUCGUAUCUCCAAUAAUAAUUACACACCAUUUUUAGUUAAAACCAAUUUAGAAUCAACCAUUAGAAAUAGAUUUGAUUUGGUUGUUACAAUUCGUUCAAAUUUUUCAAAUAAAGUUGUACCAAAUUUCAUUUUCGUUUCAAUUCCAGUUCCAAAAUCAACCAAAUCAUUAACUCAUUCAUUAGAUUAUGGUAGUCAAAAUCAAAAGGUUGAAUAUAAACAAUCAACUCAAGCUGGUAAUCUUGUAUUUUGGAGUAUUAAAAAAUUAAGAGGUGGUAUGGAAACUAUCUUAAGAAUUCAAAUUCAUGUUGAUGGUGCUACCUCAUCAUCAUCAAAUAAUAAUCAACAACAACAACAACCUCAAAUCGAUGUAGGUUCAACUUUAAGAAAAGAAAUUGGUCCAAUUGGUUUAGAAUUCUCAAUACCACAAUUUAGUUGUAGUACUUUACAAAUUAAAUUCUUAAAAAUGUUAGGUUCAAAUAUUUCACCAAUACGUUGGAUUAGAUAUAUAACUGAUUCAAAAAGUUUUGUAUCAAGAAUUAAUAAUUAA